This is a messenger RNA of Cryptomeria japonica (Japanese cedar), 1399 nucleotides long. RefSeq lists its product as uncharacterized. Gene Ontology annotation, molecular function: RNA binding. Bases 143 to 1012 code for a protein of 289 amino acids. Gene Ontology annotation, biological process: mRNA splicing, via spliceosome. Gene Ontology annotation, cellular component: U4 snRNP; U1 snRNP; U4/U6 x U5 tri-snRNP complex. The record is from RefSeq and is a predicted model, not a curated record. Lineage: Eukaryota; Viridiplantae; Streptophyta; Pinopsida; Cupressales; Cupressaceae. The transcript has a single exon.
UUGAAAAUUAGAGCGGCGGGAAGGACGGACCAAAAUGGCUUUAAAGAGUAGGGGGUUUAAGCAGACUGAAGGUUUAGAUAUACGAAAGGUUUAAGGCUCUCUAUUUUCAUCUGCUGGAGGCUUUCACAGCAGAGCCGGCAAAAUGUCGAUGUCCAGGAGUUCAAAAAUGCUUCAGUUCAUAAACUACAGAAUGCGGGUGACGAUCCAAGACGGCCGUCAACUGGUGGGCAAAUUCAUGGCCUUCGACCGCCACAUGAAUCUUGUCCUCGGAGACUGUGAGGAGUUCAGGAAGCUCCCGCCCAAGAAAGGUGCAGAGAUUAAGGAAGAAAGGGAGGAGAGGCGAACGCUGGGCCUCAUUCUCCUGCGCGGCGAGGAGGUGGUAUCAAUGACCGUCGAGGGCCCUCCUCCGCCCGAUGAGUCGCGAGCCAAGCCAGCGGGGGGAGCUCCGGCUGGUCCGGGCAUAGGACGGGCCGCAGGGCGGGGAAUCCCCACAGCGCCAUUAGUUCAAGCUCAGCCAGGACUUUCAGGGCCAGUGCGCGGUGUGGGAGGGCCGGCUCCCGGUAUGAUGCAGCCACAGAUCUCAAGGCCGCCUAUGCCCCAGGUCUCUGCUCCGCCAAUGACCUACCCGACCGGGCAGAUGCGUCCGCCACCGCCCUUUUCCUCGCAGCCAGGAGGGCCUCCUCCCAUGAUGCGUCCUCCUCCAGGUGGCCCUCCUCCGCAGUAUGGAGGCCCUCUCCGCCCCGGCGGUCCCCCAUCCAUGAUGCCACCACCACAGUUUGGUCAGCGGCCUAUGGGCCCUCCGCCUCAGAUGAUGAGAGGACCUCCUCCGCCAAUGGGCAGUGGCCCUCCCAGGCCUGGAAUGCCUCCGCCUCCUGGAGCUGCUCCUCCCAGGCCCGGCAUGCCGCCUCCACCUGGUGCUCCACCCAUGUAUGGCGGACCUAUGCCUCCUCGCCCUGGAAUGCCGCCUCCUCCUCCUCCUGGUCAGCAACAACAGCAACCUCCUGGUCAAUAGUAGCAGCAUCUGCUUUGUUAGAGUAUUUUCUUAAUUGCUCAUAGCCCCUUUUGAUUGUUGACCACUCAAUUUUUCUUGAUCUUUGCGCUGCUUGAUGAUAACUUAGAGUGACAGUUUACUGAAAAUUGAGAAGCCGCCUACUAGUUUGGAUAAUUGCUGGUAGAGUUUUUGCAGUUGAUACCUUUUUAAUCCAGCUAGGUGAAUGGUUAGGUCAAGGUUGAUUUAUGCUUUUUUCUCACUAAGCUUAUGUUUUUCCUUAUGAACAUGUGCAAUAUUCCAAGUUACGUUUUUCUGGACACUCUUAAUGUAAAUUUAUGGGAUUUCUACAGGUAAGAAAGUUGCCAUAUAUGUGGAAUCAAUUGUGUUUUUAUUAUCUUUUAUUUUUCA